AUGAAUAUUGAUAAAGAAAAUUUAAGUUUGGUUAAAAUACAGAAUACAGAAGAAAUCAAGCAGGACAAUGUGGUCACAUAGAGCGGUUUAAAAGUUCUUCAUACUUUUUCAGAAAUUUUGAAGAGUGAAAGUGACUAAUCAAACAUAAAGCAGAUAUUAGUUUAAGAAAAGUUAAUAUAUUGUGGAUUAUUUUGCAUUGAAGAUGGUAACAUGAAAGAUUUAGGGUUUUCUCUCUAAUCUGAAAUUACAGAUUUUGUUGAGAGAGUUAACAAAUAUAAUAUGACGUCAAUACAGUUAAAUAAAUUUAGUGAUGAUUCUAAAAUUAUUUUAAAAGCUGUUGACAUACUUUUUAAUAAACAAAUUCCUAAAAUUUUCAAGCAAUACUAACCUUUGAAUCGUUUGAGAGUUCUCACAUUUAACAAUUUAAGUUAUAUUUAUAGAGAGUUGGGGAAAUUCUAAGAGGCAUUAAAAGCUGUUAAUUAUGCUAUCUCUUUAGAAGAAAGAUUAGCUGAAGAAAAUUAUGAUAAUUGUUAAAAAGAUAUUAUAACUUCUUACUUAAAUAAAUCAGCUAUAUUAAGUGAGCUAAAUAGGCAUGACAAAGCACUGUAAAGUGUUGAAAAAGCUCUGUCAGCAAUAAAAAGAUAUGAGUCUAAAGCUAAGACAGAAUAAGAAAAGGCUUAAAUUAAUUAUUUAUCUAUGGUGUCUUACUUUAACCUUGCAAAUGAAAGCGAAGUUUUAGGGUUAAGAAACUAAUGCUUAAAUUAUUACGAAUAGUCAGCUAUAUUUGCAAAAAAAGUUAACAACCUUGCUAUGAUAAAUAGGAUCAAUUAAAUUUUAGAAAGUAUUGUUGAAAAAAAUAAAAAUAAGAAAAAAAAUUCUCAAAUAAUUAUAAAUUAAAAGAUAUAUUGA
Messenger RNA from Tetrahymena thermophila SB210, 909 nucleotides. RefSeq names its product tetratricopeptide repeat protein. Lineage: Eukaryota; Ciliophora; Oligohymenophorea; Hymenostomatida; Tetrahymenidae. The record is from RefSeq and is a predicted model, not a curated record. Gene Ontology annotation, molecular function: protein binding. The transcript has 2 exons.